Messenger RNA from Juglans regia (Persian walnut), 904 nucleotides. RefSeq names its product constitutive photomorphogenesis protein 10. Gene Ontology annotation, molecular function: ubiquitin conjugating enzyme activity. Gene Ontology annotation, biological process: protein polyubiquitination. The transcript has 4 exons. The coding region runs from base 142 to 681 and encodes 179 amino acids. Gene Ontology annotation, cellular component: nucleus. The record is from RefSeq and is a predicted model, not a curated record. NCBI's taxonomy places the organism in Eukaryota, Viridiplantae, Streptophyta, Magnoliopsida, Fagales, Juglandaceae.
CAACUUUUUCCUUGGACCUACGGAUACGAUGCGUUUUUGCACAAAUUGCUCUUGCAUUCUGCUUCUCCUCUCACCUCUCUUCGUCUCUCUGGGUGAGUUUACAAAGUUACGGUGCGUGCAUAGCGCAAGAGCGAGAGCAUCAUGAUGAUAUCAGGAGGAAGAGGAGGGAAAUCUGCGCCAUCGGCCUCAUCAUCCCCAUCUGUUUCUUCAACGACAACAUCGUGGGCAGUCUCCGCCUCUGGGAAGAGGAUCCAGAGAGAAAUGGCAGAGCUCAACUUGGACCCACCUCCCGACUGCUCCGCUGGUCCCAAGGGUGACAAUCUCUACCAUUGGGUCGCCACCAUCCUCGGUCCCCAAGGAACACCAUAUGAAGGCGGUAUAUACUUCCUAGACAUAACAUUUCCAAGUGAUUAUCCAUUCAAACCUCCGAAGGUAGUUUUCAAAACACGAAUCUUCCACUGCAAUGUUGAUACUGCUGGUGUUUUGAGUUUAGACAUUUUAAAGGAUAGUUGGAGUCCAGCUCUAACAAUCACCAAGGUGCUUCUUGCAAUCAGAGCGAUUUUCACAAAUCCUGACCCAUCAGAUAAUCCGAUAAUCCCUGGCAUUGCCCGAUUGUACUUGGCAGAUAGAGCCAAACAUGAUGAAUUAGCUGCAGAGUGGACAAGGAGAUUUGCCAAGUGACUCUUGUGAAUCUGAUGCAAGUGCCGUUUCAAUUGCAGAUAUUCCUUGAACAUCUUAAUUCAUGGAUUGGUAUAACGUCCGUGUAAAGUAGUGGGAAAGAUUACUUGCAAAGUUUACACAGCAUCCUGCUAAUUAGUCUAAGGUUCUGACCAUCCCGGAAUAUAUGAUAAUGGCUGAAAGAGAUAUAAUGGCAUGCAACACGGACUAUGAGAAAUCCUUUCAA